This is a messenger RNA of Talaromyces stipitatus ATCC 10500, 1066 nucleotides long. RefSeq lists its product as uncharacterized. The transcript is spliced from 3 exons. The record is from RefSeq and is a predicted model, not a curated record. Bases 479 to 1066 code for a protein of 195 amino acids. Lineage: Eukaryota; Fungi; Ascomycota; Eurotiomycetes; Eurotiales; Trichocomaceae.
ACCUCUAUUUCCAUUAUAUUUCUAUAUUAUUGCCCCUGGAACUCUGCAUGCGACUUUGCCAUAUUCUCAGAUUGAUUUCUGAUUAAUUCGUGGUUAGCAAGACAGUCAUAGGCUCGUCUGAUAAACAUAGAGUCACCCGUCUCCUUCCUUUCAUCACUCACUCACUCACCACCACGUCCACCGCCCCUGGAAUGCGACAUCUCGGGUUGCUCAGCACACGACACUGUUACCCUUCAAGCGAGGAAUGCCCGAGACACAAAGAAGCUUUAGCUGCAGAAGUGUAACUCUACAAGCCGUUGGUUCGACCAGCCCAGCAUUAUCAGCGACUCCUCGCCACGAGUCGCUAGUCUACCUUUCCUUCGACGAAUUUCAACACCUUCAAAAGGCCUGAAUAAAACCAAAAUCCUCUCGAAUACCUUACACGUGCCUCUUCUGUUUCUUUUCACGGCACGACCUCUCACUAGCCCGUUGAUACACAAUGUCGCAAUCCACCAAAUUACCAACAGAACCGGUCGUUGGGGCCACAGUUGUCAGCGAAUCCAACGGUGCACCAAGGCAAAAUAACAAUCUGCAAGCUCAAUCGCCGCAGAAUGCAUUGUUGACAACCUCACCAACAAUCACUUCAAUCCUAGAAGCUACGGCAGAAUUCGACCCUCACGUGGGCGCCAAGCCAUGCUCCCCAUUCUAUUCACACGAUGUCAACAACUCGCUCGAGUACCUCAAGAACGAAAGCACGAUAACGGCGCAAAGAUAUGGCUCAAACGACUUGGAGAGUGGUACGCCUUCUACACCGCAGAAGCGAUCGUUGGAAGUUCACGGGAGGUGUCGACCUUCAAAGCUGUGGAGACAGAAAAAGAGGAAAUGCGACUGUCUGUCGUCGCUGACCAAGAGGCAACGAUUGAUGGUCAAAAUUGCACUGGCAUUGUUUAUUGUCGGUGCUAUGAUCGGAAUCGCGAUGGGCAUCACAGUUGCAGUUGGCGGAGGAGUUUGGAAGUCGGCCAAUGUCCGUGGGCCUUUUGGGAGUCUUUUGCUUUGCUCUGAUUCUCAAGUAUACGGCGGGUUAUGA